This is a messenger RNA of Lepus europaeus (European hare), 1625 nucleotides long. RefSeq names its product lysophospholipase 2 (gene LYPLA2). NCBI's taxonomy places the organism in Eukaryota, Metazoa, Chordata, Mammalia, Lagomorpha, Leporidae. Bases 138 to 833 code for a protein of 231 amino acids. The transcript has 10 exons. Gene Ontology annotation, cellular component: cytoplasm. Gene Ontology annotation, biological process: protein depalmitoylation. Gene Ontology annotation, molecular function: carboxylic ester hydrolase activity; palmitoyl-(protein) hydrolase activity. The record is from RefSeq and is a predicted model, not a curated record.
CGGGACUGGAGCGGAAGUUCCGGCGGGGGCGGCCGAGGGGAAGAGUGUGUGUCUGUGCCGGAGAAAGGGGAGACUCGGCCGAGCGGUCUCGAACGCCCCGGGGAGAGAGGCCCAGCCUGCAGGGAGCCCUGUAGUGUAUGUGUGGUAACACCAUGUCUGUGCCCCUGCUCACCGACGCCGCCACCGUGUCUGGAGCUGAGCGGGAGACGGCCGCGGUUAUUUUUUUACAUGGACUUGGAGACACAGGGCACAGCUGGGCUGACGCCCUCUCCACCAUCCGGCUCCCUCAUGUCAAGUACAUCUGUCCCCAUGCGCCUAGGAUCCCAGUGACCCUCAACAUGAAGAUGGUGAUGCCCUCCUGGUUUGACCUGAUGGGGCUGAGUCCAGACGCCCCAGAGGACGAGGCUGGCAUCAAGAAGGCAGCAGAAAACAUCAAGGCCUUGAUUGAGCACGAGAUGAAGAACGGGAUCCCUGCCAAUCGGAUCGUCCUGGGAGGCUUUUCACAGGGCGGGGCCCUGUCCCUCUACACGGCCCUCACCUGUCCCCAUCCUCUGGCUGGCAUUGUGGCACUGAGCUGUUGGCUGCCUCUGCACCGGGCCUUCCCCCAGGCAGCCAACGGCAGUGCCAAGGACCUGGCCAUCCUUCAGUGCCACGGGGAGCUGGACCCCAUGGUGCCUGUGCGGUUUGGGGCCCUGACAGCCGAGAAGCUCCGGUCCGUUGUCACACCUGCCAGGGUCCAGUUCAAAACGUACCCGGGCGUCAUGCACAGCUCCUGCCCUCAGGAGAUGGCGGCCGUGAAGGAAUUUCUCGAGAAGCUGCUGCCUCCUGUCUAACUGGCCGCUGGCCCCCGGCACAGUCCUCCGGCACCUGGGGGACCCAGCAGGCAAGCGUGGCACCAUCUCGGAUCUGAGCCGGUCAAACCCCUGUCCCCUCCCUCCCUGACCUGUCCUCUUCCCACAGGCCUCUGGGGCAGGCGGCCGGGGCCUGGCCAGGCCUUGCUUCCUGGCCUCAGCCCCCCGGUGUGGGUGUGGGCUGCUUGCGUCUCCCAUUGCCCUGGAGACGGGCACCCCCGGCAGCAGGCUCGGCGGGGCUGGAGGCAGCGGGAGAAAGGGGCCCGGCCGCCGACCCACUCACUCAGGACCUCACUCAGAGCCCCGCUUUGGGCCCCCUCCUGUGACCUCAGGGUUUGGCCCGUGGGGCCCUCCCAGGCCCCUGCCCGUGAUUCUGCCCAGAUAAUCGUGUGUCUCUCCUGCCUCCCGCCACUCCAGCUGCUUCUCAGUCAUGAAUGUGUGCAUGGCCCCGGGGCCCCUGGCUGCUGCUGCCACCUGCCCCGGGGCAGGAGUGUUGCUGAGGAGGCGGAGUCCCUCGGGGCCCCUCCCUCUGCCGGUCCCACUUGGGGGCUGGGCCCUGCCUCCCUAUCACCCUCUUUCCCCGCAGGCCUGGAGCCUGCUGGGCUGGACUGAGGCUCAGUCUCCCCCAGCUGUCUCCCCCGACUUCGUCCCCACUCCAGGCCAGGGAGGCGGUGGGGGAGGAGCCGUGUCUCGUCUUCUGUCUCCAUGUGGUUUUGGGUGUUUUUCUUGUUGUGUCCUGGAUUCCAAUUAAAAUGAAAGAAAUCGCUUCCUCAA